AUGAAUUGUUCUUCUAUAAUAGAACUCCCUCCAACUAUGCGCUUUCGUUGGAGUCAUAAUGGAUCUGUUGCUAUUUGUUAUUCUGCUGUUUUUGUUUUGUCAUUAAUUGGAAAUGGUUUUAUGUUUCUAAUUUUAUUUAGAAAUCAGUGUAUUAAGAGAAGGCGUGUACAUUCACUUCUUUUGCAUAUGACAGUUGCCCAAUUACUUGUUACCUUGGUUUAUAUACCAAAAGAAAUUGUUCAUAAUUUAACUAUAGCCUGGCUAGGAGGGGAUUUACUCUGCAGAUUAUGCAAAUUCUUUGACGUUUUUGGAGUUGCUUUAUCAGCAGGCAUUUUAGUCUGUCUAAGCCUUGAUCGUUUUUAUUCCAUACUUUUUCCACUUUACGUAAUUAAUGCUAAAAGGAGUGUUCAAAGGAUGGUUAUUGCUGCUUGGCUUGUUGCUGCUUUAUCCAGUUUACCCCAAGUUUAUAUAUUUCGAACAGCCAGACAUCCAUGUUUUACUGAAUUUACACAAUGUGUAUCUGCUGAUAUAAUUGGAUUAUUAUCCCCAAAUGUUAUUUAUUGGUUUUCUGUUUUAAAUAUUGUUCAAGUUUAUUUUAUUCCCUUGUUUGUUAUUUUAUUUUGUUAUGGAUCUAUUCUUGUUUCAAUUUCAUUAAAAAGUAAAGACACAAAAGUAGCUUCAGAACCAGAACAACCCCCUAAAGAGCAAAGGAAUAUUACAAAAUUGGCUUUAUUACGUGGACAUGAAAUUCAUCAACAAUUGGCUGCUGGUAAAAAAUUUUUUUAUUCUGAAAAAAAAUUUUUAAAAGGUCGUUCUGCUCGUUGGCGACGUACCAGCAGUUUGGCGACCGUCCCAGCUUCUUUGUAUUUUAGCAAAACACAACCAAAAUAUUAUGGAACAACGGGAGGAGAAAAUAACAAUAAUAUUAAUUGGAGUAAGAGACCAAGUGUUGCAGCAACAAAUAUGAACAAUGGAUUAAGGCGAACGGGUGGAGGCGAUUCGUAUGAGAGGGCUAAAAGCAAAACUGUUAGAUUAUCAUUUUAA
Meloidogyne enterolobii is the source of this 1044-nucleotide messenger RNA. Lineage: Eukaryota; Metazoa; Nematoda; Chromadorea; Rhabditida; Meloidogynidae. The record is from the annotation of a GenBank genome assembly.